AUGCUCCUGCAUCGCCAACAGAGCACAACCAGGCCUGCAAUCACCUCCCAGCAGUCCGGCCUGCAAACCAGUACCAACCUUAGCUUAGCUCUAGCAAUGGCUGGCAAUAGGAGCUUCUGCUUGGCGCUGGUCAUGUCCUGCGCGCUCCUGAUCGCAGGCAGCAGCAGCACGUGCCACGCGGCACGCCGCCUGGCCGACGACACGACCCCGGCGGCUGCCGCGGCUCCCGCUGCCGUGCCGACGGUGACGUUCCCGUCCGUGCCGUCGGUCACGCUGCCCACGGUGCCGCAGGUGACGCUGCCGCCGAUCCCGUCCAUUGCCGUGACGCUGCCGCCCAUGCCCAAGGUCACCGUGUCCCCGAUGCCCGCCAUCGUCGUGCCCAAGGUCACCAUGGCGCCCAUGCCGGCCAUCGUCGUGCCCAAGGUCACGCUGCCGCCGAUGCCGUUCGUCCCCAGCGUCAACGUUCCCAUGCCUACCCUCGCCCCGCCGCCGUCGGCGUAGGAGAUCCGGCGCCCCGCUGAUCGAGCUCGACUGGCUGGUCGCCGCCCGGCAUUGUCGAUGAUCGGCAUCGACCGAUCACUCUGUUGCUGCGAUCUAUACUUGCUUACAUUUGUUACAUGUGAUGUGUCCAAGUUUUUUUUUCCCUACAAUUUCUUUACGUCGCCCCGUAUGUGCAGUUUUAGUGUGUGUUGGCAGUUAAGGGUUGUCCCAUUGUACUUUUUUCGAGAUUGUAUCUCAUUGUACUUAUUACGUGUUUUUUCUAUAUACAUGUAUUUACACAUUAUUUCCAGCA
Messenger RNA from Brachypodium distachyon (stiff brome), 793 nucleotides. Its product is annotated as vegetative cell wall protein gp1-like. Lineage: Eukaryota; Viridiplantae; Streptophyta; Magnoliopsida; Poales; Poaceae. The record is from RefSeq and is a predicted model, not a curated record. Bases 1 to 501 code for a protein of 166 amino acids. The transcript has a single exon.